AUGACCGACUUUCCAAGGAACACAUUUGAUCUGGCCGGACUGCAGGCCUCACUCUGCAGAAUUGAAAACUGCUUUCUCUGCAAGCGAUGGCACCGAAAUCGACUCCGGAUUGCUGAGUUUUCGCCUAACAGCGUCCUCAGUGAUCAUGAUAUAUCUAAUCAUGUUCAUUCGUGGGUUGCUCCCUAUAUCACGACUUCGAUGUUGCGAGCAAACAAUGUUCCAUGGCACGUGUCGCCAGCCCAGCCAGCGAUCCUUCCACUCUUCACAAAUAUCUGGGCGGGUGUGCAAGACCUGACGCUCCACAGCGUCACUCCCAGUGGCGAAGUUGACAAGAUCCACUGCAUGUUUUGUUUGGACGAGGAGGGCGAUCAAGUCAAUGAACGCGUGGUGUUGCGGUUCGUCGAGUGCAGGGGGCUAUCGCACCUGGCCUGUACGGAGGAGUGGCUGAGAAAGCGCGGCACAGGAUGUGGUACUUCAUGCUGCAUCUGCCCAACCGAGACCGCCUUGGACGCCCUCUACCGCCCGCCGCGGGACCCCUCGCCACAAACCGCAGAAUGCUCCGAAGAAACCCUCGCGACGGUUCGUCACGACAGAGUUGUUAGCAAGGACAUCACGCAGUCAUGGAUUGACCCCACUUGGACGAGAGAAUCGCCUCAGCCAGGUGGGACGAGGUGGCGUCGCAGAACAUCCAUGGCGCCGGGCGCAACGCAUCGUCCCGGCCGAUCAGCUCGGCUACAGAGAGAGUCUCUUGUGUCUCUUGUGACAGAAAGCUUUCACGCCCCUUCCACGCGUCGUCGGUUGGCACGACUAGGCUGGGUUUCGAAAUGGCUGGAAGAAUUGGUAUAG
Molecule: messenger RNA, 846 nt
Organism: Penicillium longicatenatum
Lineage: Eukaryota; Fungi; Ascomycota; Eurotiomycetes; Eurotiales; Aspergillaceae
Exons: 2
Coding region: 1-846 (281 amino acids)
Source: RefSeq, a predicted model, not a curated record